This is a messenger RNA of Girardinichthys multiradiatus, 2072 nucleotides long. It is a transcript of the gene fam177a1a, whose product is annotated as family with sequence similarity 177 member A1. The record is from RefSeq and is a predicted model, not a curated record. The coding region runs from base 52 to 669 and encodes 205 amino acids. NCBI's taxonomy places the organism in Eukaryota, Metazoa, Chordata, Actinopteri, Cyprinodontiformes, Goodeidae. The transcript is spliced from 5 exons.
ACCGGAAGCAGCACCAACGUCUGUAGCAGUGCGUUGGAAGGAGUCAGUCUGAUGGCAGAUUUGUCCUUUUUUUUGACUAAUGGAAACGUUUUAUUGGGACAAAAUAUGGAAGCAGAAGGGCGCACGGAGUUUGAGACUGUGGAGAUUACGGAGUGUACGGCGGGGAAAGUGAAGGUCCCCCGGAGGAUCAUUCACUUCGCCAACGGGGACAUCAUGGAGGAGUUCAGUACUGAUGACGAUGAGGAGGAAGAGCAGAAAGCUGUGAAGCAGGAGGUCAUUGCAGUUGAUACGUCCAAACUGACGUGGGGUCCUUAUUUCUGGUUCCACAUGUGGAGAGUGGCAACCUCCACUAUUUCAGUGUGCGACUUCAUGGGGGAGAAAUUGGCAUCCCUGUUCGGCAUCACCACUCCUAAAUACCAGUAUGCUAUUGAUGAGUACUAUCGCAUAAAGAAAGAGAAGGAGGAGGAAGAGGAGGAGGACCGUCUCGCUGAAGAGGCUGAGCGCACGUUUGCAGCACAGCGUAGAGGGGAGCAGGAAAAUCCUGCUGCAGUGAAGGAUCAGCCAGAAGGGUCCGGAGCCUCCUUUGUAAACGUCAGCUUUGAGCUCGAACCCGAGUCUUCACUCAGGAAUCUGGAUCCAAACAGAGUCCCAUCUCCUCUCCCCUCCUGAAAAAUAACUGAACUUAGCUCCAUGCACUAAUUAUUAUUUUCCAAAUUGUUUAUGUUUGUAACAGUGAUUUAGCUAUAACAGUGGAAGUGGCUGCACAAGCCAUACCUGUGAAUGUAACUUUGAGUGUUGCAUCUAAUCUAUGCAAAACUAGAUAUCAGCCUGGGUAUGAGCUCUUGGUUGAGAUAGUGAAGUAAAUGCUGGUUGUUGCCUUGUGCAUCCAUCUCAGUUUUUUUUAUUUAUAGAGUUAAGGCCAGCCAGAGGGACCAGGACGUAUAUACUAAAUUAGAUUUGAUAACUGAGGACCUUAGCAGCUGGGUCAAUAAUGUUGGCCUCUUUGUCUCGUUUCCCAGACCCAUCCUAGGAAACGUUUGUUCGAUCCUAUUCGGGGAAAAAAAGGAUGGGGUUUCUUUAAUCUGUAAGAAGGUUUAGAGUUGCCAUUUUUGCCAAAGUAUCCACAUGAAUAACAGGACCCAUGUUUUCCCUUUACCAUUGCUAUUCUUUACUCAACAGUUUGUAGUACCAGGAUGUUGCAUGUAGAACCAGCUGGUGGUUUUGAUUUGGCAAAUAUAGAGGUAGAGUAUAAAAUUUAAAGUGAACAGUAGUUGUACUUUUGUAUUUCAACAUUUCAAUGGUGCAAAAAGAACCAGGAGCUAACGAAUAAACAUUUAGAAUUUCAUAAAUAUGUCUCAAAGUCACCUCUAUGUGCUGCACUUUAACUGUGAAUGAAAAGUCAAUUAAACACCAAUAUAUUUGCCUUAUACAAGUGUUGGAAAAGGAAAUUAAAGGCUGAGCUUUACUUUUGUAUUAUUAUAGUAAGUUUGGUUUUAACCCCAAAGAGGAUUUAUCUGUAUUUGAAUACACUCCAGUAAAUGUCUAUACAUGUUACCGCUUCUUUUUCACUUUGAUGAGCUAAUGUGAGUCGGCUGGUUUGAGGCAAGAAGCAGCAGAGCUGACUGUACAAGAAAAACUAAAAUAUUCUCCAUUAAACACCUCAAUAUACUACUUCGGGAGCCCUUCAAACCUGCACAGAAUAAUCUAUUGUUAAAAUAUAUUGAAGGUUAUUGGUUUAUAGAUGCCUACACAGCUCAUGUAUUUAUAAGUGUCCUUGCUUUGCGCAUCUUAAGCUUCUUAUUGUUGUCCACUGAUAUCACUACGUUACCUGGCUUCAGAUCUCUGAGGAGGGUUAACUCCAGUCAGGUGUUGCUGACAUGGACACAGAAGUCUGAGAUAAUCUUCCUGAUUAUAUUUGGAUAAAUGUCUUUCAUUAAUAAACAACUUGAUGUUUUUGUGUGUGAAGAAAAAUAAGAAACAAUGCGAUAGAUUUCCUUAUUUUAACUGGACUCUAUUGCCUGCAUAUGUAUUUAUAUAUUCAGUUUUAAUAAAUUUUAAAUCAGAAAGGUCAA